AGAUAAAACAUGGCAAUGCGGGAAACUUGGGUUGAGAUUCACAAUUUUUCUCUAUCUUUCAUUUAGGAGAUAGAGUUCGUCUUUUGUGUUACAUGACAGAAAUAGAUAUUUUCUCGCCUGAGCUCAUGAAAAUUAAUCAUCGUUCUGUUGUCGUGUUACAAUGCUCCCCUAUUCUGCAUGGUCCGAAGUUCUCUUGGAGAUUGCGGCAACACUUUGAUAGUUGGGGAGAGAGAGGGAAAGAGAAAGGAAGCGCGUGGCGCCCGGUACUUAAGAAGACUGCCACUGGUGGUGGAGUGGAUUUAUCGUGAGAGCUUCCUUACCUGUAGGACACUCCAACGGGGGCCCUCACAAAGAUUUAGCUUUGACUAUUGAAAGAGAGGAACUCGGUCCACUCAUUCAUUCAUCGACUCACUUGAAGCUACGAGUACUUGAUAAGCGCUCUCCAUACCAGAUAGAGAGAGUCCUUUUCUUUUUUUCUCCCACGGUGGGAGCUUCAGUAUCAAACCUCUUCCAGUGCCGUUGAUGCCUGGUUUAUCUUCUUCCAAGAAAUGUCAUAUAGCCCCAAACAGACCACUUCGUUCUCUGUCACCGAUAUCUUAACACCCCUUGAAGAGAGUUUCAGACGGUCUAUGUUAGAUAGUCCAGGAUCCGCCUUUCCAUCGGUCUUCUCAGCCUCACCGAGCAUGCAAUCGGCUUACCGUUCCCCUCAACAUUCGGCUCAUCAAGGCAUGCAAGUCUCGCCGAUGAACAUGGCUUCGGCCAACAACCCAUACGCCCACAUGCACGUCCCUCAGCUGUCUCAUAACUAUUGCAACGGAUCGGUCGGGGAACUUACCCCGCACUACAGCGAUCAUCGUCCGUCAGCGGCGAGCUGGUACCACGGCGCCAGCCCCGACCCACGUUUUACAAUUUCCCGUUUGAUGAACCACUCAUCCACAAUGAACAUGAAUAUGAAUAUGAACAUGAAUAUGAACAUGAAUAUGAACAUGUCCACACUAUCCGCAGUUGGCAGUGGGGAUCUGGGCAAGCCGCUACUACCGUCCCAUCGCCGAAAGCGCCGGGUGCUGUUCUCCCAAGCCCAGGUGUACGAGUUGGAGAGGCGUUUCAAGCAACAGAAGUACCUAUCAGCGCCGGAGAGGGAACACCUUGCUAAUCUCAUCAACCUGACUCCAACCCAAGUCAAGAUCUGGUUCCAGAAUCACCGCUACAAGAUGAAGAGGCAGGCCAAAGAGAAGAACAUGCAGGAUAGCAACACCAUUUGUCAUCAAUCUCCUCGAAGGGUGGCGGUUCCAGUGCUCGUCAAAGACGGUAAGCCUUGUAAUGGAAGCGGUGGAGGAGGGGGUGCAGGGGGAGAUUUAACCGAUGAUGAUGAGCGCAGUCUCAGUGAACAGGUGGAGGGGGUUAACGACCAGGGCGUGGUCGGUGGUCCCCAACAACCGCAGCCGCAGCAGCACCAGCAAGCCAACGCCACGCAAUCCAUGACAUCGCAGCAAGCCGCUGCAAACCACCACGUUAGCAUGAAAGCGAGUCCCGUGGAGCCGAGCUCGUGCGGGAUACCCAUCAGCAUCCCAUCCAGCGAUUCAGGCAUCGGGCUCAGUCCUGUUUCCGUCCAUGCGCAUCAUCAACACCCUCAAAGCCAAGCUUCGUUGCAUCAUCAGGCAAGUGCCAUGCACAGUCUUUAUAGCCCCAGUGCAGGGGCCACUGGUAUGACCCAUAAUGGUGCUGUCAAUAACAUGUCGGCAACGGCCCCUUUUCUCCUUCACGGUAGAACGUGGUAAAACAUUUUAUGGACAAAGGUAUAUUCAUGAGGACAGAAAUGAUAUGAACUAAACAUAGACCGACAUAGACAUCCUACCCAGAUUAUCAUGAUUAUGUUUCCUCAUGCAACGAUCACAAAGUAGAUAUGCACUGCAGAUGUGAACACUCAUAGAACAACUAGUAAUUAAAAUCAUGUAGAUUGUCAAUCAUUGGAUGUUAAUGACAAUUUUUAAAAAAUGAACAUGAUCUCGGGUGAUGCAACUUAUGUAAGUUUGCGAAGCCAAAUUGAAUUGAUAUAAUUAUUUGUUUUGUUUACAAAUGGAGAUAUCACUGUCAAUAUUUUUCACCACAAAGUGAUUUAAAAAUUAUACUUCGUUUUCAGUCAUGUUAAGUAACUGACCAACUAAAGUAACAUAUUGUAACAUACACUAUAAAAGAAAGAUUGAGUAAAAAUUUACCAAAUAUUACGAUAAAAGGACACGUGCAUAGUUUGUUGUGCAUAUUUUGUCCGAUAAGAGGCAACUGCUUUUUUUAGUAGGUUAAUUUCAAUGCAACCUUGGGUAAAAUUUACUCAGUAUUUGGUAUCAUUUUACCCAACAAACACGUAUGUUCUAAUUUUACCCAAUAUUGGCCAAAAUGUUUAGAGGUAGAUUAAUUUCAUGAGCGGCAAACUGUUCUCACGCGAUAAAUCAGGAAUUCAAAAGGAGUUGAAAAUAUUUAUCCUUUUGGGUUAUAAAAUACUUAUUUAACAGGUUGAAUGGUUGCACAUGAAUGAGUGAUGUACUACAAGUUUUCAUUCCAGAAAUCAUGAUUUGAUCCUUUCCUUUUCAAAUAAAAUUAAAUCAGUAUUAUUGUUGAAUUUAGAAAAUUUAGUCAUUUGUAUACUUUCAAAUUUUCUUGGUCAAUGCUAUACUAUGAUUUUAUUUUAUAUUUUCAGCUGGGAAAAUGGAAAAAAAUGUUUUUUGUUAUUAAUAUCACAAGCUGCAGUGUUAAAUAAAUAGUUAAGUUUGUGGCCAGUGACAUGAGAUUAUUAUAUGGGAAUACGGUUCCAGAGUAUAUCUGUAAAUAGAUUUUGGUGUAUUAAAAGGAAAGUAAGAUUAUGGGUUCAUUUUCUUUUAAUAAUUAUAUUGUCAGGGAUAGUUUCGCAUUUAACGACAACCUAGUAUACUCCUCAUGGACGACUCACACAUUGCGCCAAGAUUAAUUUUGUUGUAAAUGAUAUAUAUUUCUCUUUUUUUAUUGUCACUUUUCAUGUUAAAUGUACAGAAGAGGUAUCAAAAAAUGUUGAUAAUACUGAUUUUGUCUGUUAUAUUGUGUAAAGAUCUCAGUCCUGGUGAUUGAUAUGUCAUUUAAAAAUGUAAUUUAUGAUUUAUAUAUUAUUUUCAUUGUGCUUUCCAUGCUGAAGGAAAAGUAUUUGAUUUGAAUUUAUUUGUGUUACGAUGAUCGUUAUUGCAUGAAUGUUAGUUCUGGACACAUUUUUUUUUCAUUGUUUAUGUGAAUUUGCAUAAUGCAUGUUUUUCCAGGUCAGACAGUUUCUAAUUAUUUUUCUCUAGUGAAUAUUGUAUUUGGCAUCAAAUUUCAUAAACAAAAGUCAACGAAUUUCAAAAUUUUGAUACUGACAAAUUAUCAUAAAAUAUUCGUCUUACAAUAAUCAACAUUAUAUUUGUUUCAGAUCAUGUUUUUUUUUCUCUCUCUUUAACUAUAAAAACACUAUGGCAGAUUCAGCACCCCCCCCCUUCCAUACAUAUCUCUGCUGAUGACUUCUUUAUUGCGAUGAAAAUUGAUAUUGAGGGCAAAAUUAAUUUUUUAUAUUUUGUCUUCUUUAUCUCCUACAUUUCUUUAUUUUCCCGAUAUUAUUCUCUCUCCAAAAUGUCGGCGACAAUAUUGUAACCACAAUAAGCCUUAAGCGAAUGAUUUUGAUCAAUUAUGUGAAUAUUUGCCUUAAAUUCAAGUUGUAUUGGUUAAAAUUCCAUUUUUGAAAAAUUUUAGUCUGAUAUGCAGGUAAAUAUCAUGGAUAAUUUAAAGUCGUGCAUGUAGUCGGGUGUCGUAAAUUAGGUCUCGAAACUUGUACGAGUCUCACACAAAAAAAGGGGUCAGAAAACGUCCCGACGAGAGCUCCCAUGUAUAAUAUAAAGCUCCCUUCAGACUUUUUAGGGUUUAAACAGGCCGGGAUUAUAAUUCCAGGAACAGUUUGAAAAUCAAUCAAGUUUGUAUGACACGUUUGUAUGAAAUGAGCCUGUGAAAUUUAAUUCACGUAACACUCAUAUGUAAUUGUAUAAUGGCAAAUCGCACUUCGAUAUUUCGUUAUCGCGCAAUAGUGAUUUGAUUUUGUUACCAUAGUUACCGGCUGCAUCAUUUUAUCAUGAUUAUCCGAGACGGCUCUGAGUUAAAUGUGGAAUAAUAAAACGAUUUUUCUUAUUCAUCUUUGGUUACAUUGAAGCCUUGAUCGCGCAAUUAAGAUAUGAAAGCAACAGGGAACCCUUUUUUUAUCGCUGGGUCAGGCAUUUACUAACACAGCAUUAUUGGACAGCGAAGAGGCAUAAAACAGAAAAAUGAAAUGUUGUAUACGGACCAUGUUUAUCAGUAUGGUCUCAUGGACGGGUGUUUCUAAACGAAGGAACCAAAGUGCAUCCUGUUCAUGAAAGAAGAAAUUUUCAUUAUUUAUGUUUCAAUGACAGAACGUCUAAUUAUGCUAGUCAUAAGAACCCGAUUUAAGAAAACAUUUAACAUUGAGCAUCCGGUAAUAUUGAAAUGAUUUGUUGGGAAACUCGUCGUUGUGGAAAUAACCUCGAUUACGAUCGCUAUAUGUAUGCAAGUAAAUGAUAAUUAUUAUUUUCUGUUAACAAUAUUCAUCGAUGUGUAGCCACUAUAUGUACCAUAUAGAUUCCGAACCUGAUUGAUGCCAAUGUUCAUCAUAAUGAAUUUCUUACAUAAUUACUUUAUAGUGAAUGUCUUCUUUUUUUUCGAUAUGUAAGUCUGUCUGGAAUCGGCCUCGUGGAUGUGACUUCAGUACCGUAAAGGAAAUCCGAUUCGCUUUAUCAAAAUGGUUUGUUUUAGCAUUGAUGGAUGGGGUACUCUUGAUAUUAUGUUUUGUCCUUUUAUUAAAUUGGAGAAUCACACCUAA
Messenger RNA from Lytechinus variegatus (green sea urchin), 4882 nucleotides. RefSeq names its product thyroid transcription factor 1-like. The record is from RefSeq and is a predicted model, not a curated record. Gene Ontology annotation, cellular component: nucleus. The transcript has 2 exons. NCBI's taxonomy places the organism in Eukaryota, Metazoa, Echinodermata, Echinoidea, Temnopleuroida, Toxopneustidae. Gene Ontology annotation, biological process: regulation of transcription by RNA polymerase II; cell differentiation. The coding region runs from base 549 to 1778 and encodes 409 amino acids. Gene Ontology annotation, molecular function: DNA-binding transcription factor activity, RNA polymerase II-specific; RNA polymerase II cis-regulatory region sequence-specific DNA binding.